GCUGAAGGAUUUUCGCACGUUACAUAAAAUUCCAAUACAAUAUUAGUUUAACUUUUAGUUUUUCCAGUAAUUUCAACGUUAAUUUUUCACAAAAAUGCAGCAAUAGUUGUGGCGCACCAUAAAAUAAAGAAAGAAAGAAAAGUGAGCUUAAUAAAAAUGUGCACAUAACUGUAAAGCAAAAGCAGUCGGGCGCCAUUUGUGUGCUGCCACAAAAUUGUACAUAAAAGAUUCCAUUAUUAAAAUUCGAAAGCAAAUUUGCUUUUGUGUAUAAGUUCGUUAACUAAUGCAUUAAAAAUUUAAAACGUGUUUAAGCCAUUCGACAACAAAUUCAACAAAAUCGAUAUACUACAGCCACAAACGCACAUAAGGCGUCCGAGUCGCACGUCUUGAAAAAAAAGGGGCCGCCGUCACCCAGCCACCCCAACAUCCCCACCAAACAGCACCCACAGCAUUCACAUCAAAAGCAUCCACCCACCAAAAAGUGUAGCAAAAAGCGCAAGCGAGAGAGCAAUAUCAAAAAAAAUUAGCAAAAGCAAAAGACAAUUGAAAUAAAGCCAUCAUGUCAUUCAUAACGAAAUUGAAAGCUACGCCAUUGCCUCCAUUGCCACCAUUGAAGAACAUACUCAAUGUGGCCAUGCAAACGGCCAGACAGACCAUUCCAGACCGCAAGGAUUACCAGCAGCCAGGCGGAGCGAGCGGCAGCAAUCCGCAGCAGAACUUUGCGCAGUCUCAAGGUCAAGCCAUGUUUACAGCAGGCGAAGGCGAUGGCAGCGAGCAGACCACAGAGAUGAGCUCAAAUCCGUUUCGCAAUGCCACAGCAUGGAACAAUGAGGGUGAGGCUGAGGGUGAAUACAAAAACGAAUACCAGAGCACAUCAUUCAACGAGUACGAUGGUAGAUAUCAGCAGACGGAUGGCUUCAGGCAAAGCAGCAUAGCCUCUGAAGGCAGUUCGUUUGUCUGCGAGGGUGAGGGUGGCGGCGGCUCCAAAAUCGACGAGUUCCAGGCGGGAUGGAAUGUGACAAAUGCCAUACAGGGCAUGUUUAUUGUAUCGCUUCCGUUUGCUGUGCUGCAUGGCGGCUACUGGGCAAUUAUAGCGAUGGUGGGAAUUGCACACAUCUGCUGCUAUACGGGCAAAGUGCUGGUGCAGUGCCUCUACGAACCGGAUCCCACAACUGGUCAGAUGGUGCGUGUGCGUGACAGUUAUGUAGCCAUUGCCAAGGUCUGUUUUGGACCCAAGUUAGGAGCACGCGCCGUUAGCAUUGCCCAGCUUAUAGAGCUGCUCAUGACCUGUAUACUCUAUGUGGUGGUCUGUGGAGAUUUACUGGCGGGUACUUACCCGCAGGGCUCGUUUGAUUCUCGCUCUUGGAUGCUGUUCGUGGGAAUUUUUCUGCUGCCAAUGGGCUUCCUUAAGUCGCUCAAAAUGGUCUCUACGUUAUCCUUUUGGUGCACCAUGUCGCAUAUUGUAAUCAAUGCCGUUAUAUUGGGCUAUUGCCUGCUGCAAAUUGGCGACUGGGGCUGGUCCAAGGUCCGCUGGAGCAUUGACAUGGAGAACUUUCCCAUUUCAUUGGGCGUCAUUGUCUUCUCCUACACUUCGCAAAUAUUUUUGCCCACACUCGAGGGCAACAUGAUCGAUCGCUCAAAGUUCAACUGGAUGCUGGACUGGUCUCACAUAGCUGCCGCCGUAUUUAAAGCUGGCUUUGGUUACAUCUGCUUUCUGACCUUUCAAAAUGAUACACAGCAGGUGAUUACCAACAAUCUGCACUCCCAGGGCUUUAAGGGUAUGGUUAACUUUUUCUUGGUCAUCAAAGCCAUCUUGAGCUAUCCCUUGCCAUACUAUGCUGCCUGUGAACUGCUUGAACGCAACUUCUUUCGUGGUCCGCCAAAGACAAAAUUCCCCACCAUUUGGAAUCUGGAUGGUGAGCUUAAGGUGUGGGGUCUGGGCUUCCGUGUGGGCAUCAUUGUUACCACCAUACUUAUGGCCAUAUUUAUACCGCAUUUCUCCAUACUAAUGGGUUUUAUUGGCAGCUUUACGGGCACUAUGCUUAGUUUUAUCUGGCCCUGUUAUUUUCAUAUUAAGAUCAAGGGUCAUCUGCUAGAUCAGAAGGAAAUAGCCAAGGAUUACAUUAUUAUUGCGCUGGGCGUGCUAUUCGGCGUUAUAGGCAUCUAUGAUUCUGGCAAUGCACUAAUCAAUGCAUUCGAAAUUGGUCUUCCAUUUUAAAUAUUUUAUUUUAAAACGACAAAAAUACGAAUACAAUGCAAACACAUUGUUAUAUAUAUAUAACUUGGGCUGCAUUCUUGGCUAACGAAUUAGCGCAACAUGUCUUCCAAAACUAUAAUUGUUAUUUAUUAAUAUUUUUUAGCCAAGCUUGCAGUCCAUGACGACAAAAACAAUAACUUUAGUCUGUAAGUAACGAAACGCAAGUCUUCCAAACAAAGCGAACAAAUGUCUUCCAAACAAACAAAUAAAAUAUAUAUACAUAU
This is a messenger RNA of Drosophila busckii, 2481 nucleotides long. RefSeq names its product vesicular inhibitory amino acid transporter (gene VGAT). The record is from RefSeq and is a predicted model, not a curated record. The transcript has 2 exons. Gene Ontology annotation, cellular component: vacuolar membrane. Gene Ontology annotation, biological process: amino acid transmembrane transport. Gene Ontology annotation, molecular function: amino acid transmembrane transporter activity. Lineage: Eukaryota; Metazoa; Arthropoda; Insecta; Diptera; Drosophilidae. Bases 560 to 2218 code for a protein of 552 amino acids.